Molecule: messenger RNA, 762 nt
Organism: Sungouiella intermedia
Lineage: Eukaryota; Fungi; Ascomycota; Pichiomycetes; Serinales; Metschnikowiaceae
Source: the annotation of a GenBank genome assembly
AUGCUUAGGUCAUUGAUUCUCACACAAAAAAGGGCCCUCAUCCCGGCAUUUGCCCGUCCUGUUGCUGCUGGUCCUGUUGCUGCUCGGGUUCUUCCUUCUAGAAACUUUCAUCAAUCAUUUGUUACACUCAAGAAGAAGGCCAAGAAAGGUGCUAAAGAUGUUGAAGAAGACACUUCCAGUGAACCUCCACUGAUUGAUUUCGACGAUGCCACCAAGCGCCUCCAGAGUGUGGUUGACAAAUUCGCAAAGCAGGCCAACGAGGCUAAAUUGGGUAAGACAAACCCCCAGAUCUUCGACCAUUUGCAUGUUGAAACUGUUGAUGGAGAAGUUCCAUUCACCACUCUUGCUCAGACUGCUAUCAAGGGGAGAAACUUUAUCAUCACGGUUUUUGACCCAGCAAAUACCAAGCACUUGGUGAAUGCUAUUCUUGCAUCGGACUUGAACAUGAACCCAAUUGCUGAUCCUUCGAAUAAGCAGUUGUUGAAGGUGCCAUUACCUCCCGUGACCACCGAGUCCAAGAAGGAAAGUGUCAAGCACUUGAAAACCGUUUUCGAGAAGGUUAGAAACGGACCUGGUGGCUCUGGUAAGUCUUCGUCAACUCUUGCAGCCAUUAGGGCAGAUAUCAAGCAUAAGAUCAGUAAGAAGAAGAAGAUGACCGACGCUGAGACUCAGGUGUGGAACGACUACGAAAAGCUUCACAAGCAAUACGUUGAAAAGCUUGGAGAAGUAUUCAAGGCCGCAGAAACCGCCAUUUUGAAAUAA